GUAUAUGUUGUUGCUAUCAGACAAAGCUACUGAUGGACUGUCAGAAUAAGAAGAUGGAGCUUGAGGAUGCUGUCGGCGAGUUAGAGGCCACAGCACAACAACAGCUACGGGGACUCGCAAAUCAAAGUGAGGCUGCCAUUGAGGCUGCUCAGGACAAACUCAGCCUCGCCUACGGAAAAGUACAAACACAUCAACACUUUGUCAAGGGUCUGGCAAAUGACUUGGUAAGGAGAGUUGGGCAGACUCGCUCCCAGCUGAAGGAUAUUCUCGCCAGGAGAGACGAGGAAGAACAGAUUCAGCGACAGAGUCAGAAUCAAAGCCAUGGGAAUGCUUCUCUUCAGAAAGCACAAAGUCUGGCACGUAACAUCCUCAACCUCAGCCAAUCAGACUUGGAUGACAUCAUGAGUGCAGACGGAGAUUCAAUAGCA
Molecule: messenger RNA, 428 nt
Organism: Mizuhopecten yessoensis (Yesso scallop)
Lineage: Eukaryota; Metazoa; Mollusca; Bivalvia; Pectinida; Pectinidae
Product: centlein-like
Exons: 2
Biological process (GO): protein localization to organelle; centriole-centriole cohesion
Cellular component (GO): centrosome; centriole
Source: RefSeq, a predicted model, not a curated record